CCCUCCAACCUGCCCCCAUCCCCCCUCACCUCCAUUCCCGGGGCGGGAGAGGGGGGCUGCUGCUCCUUCUGUCUGCCCAUCCCAGCCUGAGUCACCUCCGCUCUGAGCCCUCCUUGGUUUCCUGCUAGAGAAAGUAAGUUCCUCUUUGGCCUGUUCCUGGGGGAGGGGCAGGUGCCAGAGAGAGGGUGUGUUUGCCUAGGGGAGUGGGUGUUAAAGGCCCCAUCUCAAAACCCUCAGGGAGAAUUGGGGGAGGCAAAGGAACCUGUCCUCCCCAAACCCAACCUGACUUAGCAGCUGUUUCCACUGUCAGGCCUGUCCACCCCUGUUGGACGCUGGCCCCUGCCAUGGUGCAGACAUUUCCCAAGGCCUGCUGGGUCCAGGAAGCCUCACAUGCCCCAUCUGGGUGGUCAGUUUCCCCAUCUGUAAAGUGGUCUCUUUGGGUGGCUGGGGAAGCAGAUGAACUGGCCCUUGGGUGAGUGUGUAAACAGAAGUUCGGGUAUUCAUUCAACAAACAGCUAUUGAGCACGUGCUGUGGGCCAGGUGCUGGGGACACAGGAGCAGCCAAGAGGGACCUUGUCCUUAUCGUGCGAGUUAGUGAAGGAGGUGAGAAUUCAGGAGUAAACAAGUAUGAGGACGGGCUGGUUUCUGAUGCCAACCGGUGAAGCCGGAAACGGGGCUGAUUGGGCUAGUUGGGGGGUGGGGCAGUUUCUCCCAGGAGGUAACUUUUGAGCUGGGACCAGAAGGAGCCAGAGAAAGGGUUCUUCAGGCAGGAGGCUGAGCACAUGCAAAGGCCCUGAGGCGGGCUGUUGCAGGUCAGCUUGCGAUGCAGUAAAAGGGCCCUGUGCCUGGAGCAGGGGCAAUGAGGCGGAGAGAGAUGGGUGUUGAUGUUCUGAUGUGGAUGUAUAUUAUAUAAAGUUUAUGCUGUCCUCCACCCCUCCUCCCCAGCAUUUAUUACAAAUCUGCUGCCCACUCCGCCUGCCCACUCUGUGGCCCCAGGCUCCUGCUGGAAUCUCCUGGAAUCAGAGAGGGUAGUGAGGCCCCAGGAGGCUGUGGGACCAGGCAGCAGACCUGCAAUGCCAGGCCGGGGAGAGGCUGGGCCUUGUCCUGAGGGUGCUGGGGAGCCACAGGUGAUGGUGGAGCAGGUCAGGGAGCAGCUGGAUCUUUAGUCCAGUGGGCUGUGGUCUGAGGGGUCCAGCGAGACCUGAGUUUGAGCCCCUCUGACCACUGUGGCCCCAGAGGGAAGCAGGAGGCUGAAUGGUUCAGGGGAGUGGUCCUGUUCAGACCAGGUUCGAAUCCUGGUUCCGCCCGGGUCCCAAGGUGACAGGGAGCCCCAUUUCUUGGAGCCCCAUGUCCUGAGGGCCCGAGCUCUCUCACUGAGUCCCACCCUGCUCUGAGGUUCCCCGACAGCUCCCCCCGGAUGUGGUCCUGUUAUCUGCCCCGCCAGGCCACCGUCCUGGCCUCCGUCCAUCUGCAGGGUGGAGACACAGGCCCUGGAGCCACAGCGAGGCCGCAGCUGAAUCUGGAGCUUGGGGUGGGGGUGCCUGGGCCUCAGGAAGAUUGCGUCCAGCCUCAGAAUUGUGGGCUCUGUACUGACUUGAGUUGCCCUGCCCUGUCCCAGCUGCCCUCUUUGCAGCUGUGGGGUCUCGGGAUAAUGACUUUGCUCCUCGGUUUGCAAAUCUGUAUAACGGGCAUCAGAACAAUAGUACUUGCCUCCUGGGGUGAUGGUGAAGGCAAUCGCUUAACCAGGCUGUGAUCAAUGGUGUGGCCCACGGGGUGAGCUCCCAGUCACAGGAGGAAACCAAACAGGUGGCAGCUUGGGGAAAGGUGUGUGUCCUGGUUCCUCUUGGCUCUGAGUGCCCCCUCCCAGACCAGCAGGGGCCAUCGCUAUCCCCACUUUGCAGAGAAAGAGCUGAGGCUCCAGGUCACACAGUGGAGCAUCCGUCGUAGCUGGGAUUCAAACUCAGGGCUGAGCUUCCAGGCUCUACCCCUGCCUGCGUGUCUCCUAGUCUCCUAUUUUUUUUUUUUUUUCCUUUGGCUGCACUACGCGGCUUGUGGGAUCUUCUUUCCCCGACCAGGGAUUGAACCCUGGCCCCGGCAGUGAAAACGCCGAAUUCUAACCACCGGUUGUGUGUCUCCUAUUGUGCCUGCAUGAGUUUACCCAUCAGAUAAUUUUUCAUAGAUUUUUGCCUGAAGUGUCAUCCGUGGAGCCUGCCCCACCCCAACCUAAGACAGGGCUGAGUCUCGUCAGCCUAUUUGCUUCGUGAUCAAGAUGUAACAGCCUUUCUGGCCAGGGCAAAAAACUUAAGGCUGGGGACUCUUUACAUAUGUAUAGACCUUGGUGAGUGUGGGCUUCAAUCCUAACUUCUUUGAGGCACCUUGUCCCACUGUCCUAGGGCUUCAUGGCAUUUUCUAGCGCCUGUUUGUGGGGCAGGGGUCAUGCUUCUCUGUUUAAUUUGUGUCUUAGGAACUUUGAACACUAGGAAAGUUUGAGUGGAAUUCUGGACUCUGGGUUCUACUCAGUCUUGGAAUCGUGAGAUUUUGCUGGAGACCUGAUUGGGCAGUUAUUUUUUUGAGCAUCUACUGUAUGCCAGGCAGGGCUACAGUGGACACCAAACUCUGCCCGCAUGGAGAUCACGGUGGGUGGUGGGCAGGGUGGUGGUAGAACGUGUGGCCAUCAGGAGAACAGAGCAGUGAGGGGGCGGGUCCCCCUGAGGAGGUUUGAGCAGAGGCCAAAAGGAGAUGGGAGUGAGCCAUUCGGAGCCUGGGGUGUGGGCACCGGGCGGGGGCACAGCUGGUGCAGAGGCCCAGAGGCCGGGCUGCCUGGCGGGUUGGAGCGGAGGCACAGGGGGAGGAGGAGGGGGAAUCCUGGCACCCUAGACCCUCUUAGGCUGAGUCCACCACCGGCUCCCCAGCGUGAGGGUUUCUGAGCCGGGUGGGACCCUCCUCUCAGCCUGUGGUCAGGGGCUGACCAGGAAGGAGGCCCUGCAGCUUCUUGCCCGGAAGUUUCCAUUCAAUAUCCCCCCCUCCCUCCCGCGUGGCCGUCUGCUGCCUGGCCCUCGGGUCCCCAGCGGGAGGCCCGCUAAUCCGUCUCCAGGAUUAGUGCUCCGGGCGGGGGUGGGGGGAACCACUCUGUCCACCUCCCCCACCCAGCAAGGGGGCCCCUGGGGCGUGAGUCAGGUGGGCCGGGGCAUCACCUUAGCGCCUGGGGGCCGUUUUCUGGGUUAUCUUCUGUUGGAAGCGUGGGGUUGGGGGUGAGGGGACGCUGCAUCAAAUGAAGUCUCGGGAAUCUCCCAGAGGAGGGAGACUCGGCCUCACCGGCUCGCAGCUCAGACCUGGAAGCCUGGGGGCGUGGGCAGCAGCUCUCUUGGCCUCCCACCCAAUGUGUGGCUCCCCUUCUCUGACCCUCGGUUUACUAACCUGUCCUCAACGGUCCCUGCUUCCCGGGUGAUGUGACGAUGAGACACAGUGACAUUUUAAGGGCUGCACAUGUGAUAGGGGGUGAGCUUCCCAUUGUGGAGGGAAACCAAGCAGGGGAUGGCUGUGAGAGAGUGGCGAUGGUAGGGUUGUGCCUGGGCGUCCUGGUCUGUCUUGGCCCUGAGGACUGCCCCCUCACACCUGGCCCACAGGCCCCUUCCGGGCUGCCUGCCCGCUCUAGCCAGCUCCCAGGUGAAGAGGCUCUCGGCCUCCAAGCGGAAGCAACACUUCAUCAACCAGGCUGUGCGGAACUCAGACCUCGUGCCCAAGGCCAAGGGACGGAAGAGCCUCCAGCGCCUGGAGAACACCCAGAGACCGUCUGUUUCCAUCUAGCCCAGUACCUCCUGACCCUGCUGGAGACAGACGGAGGCACACCUGGCCUGGAGGAUGGGGACCUGGCGCCCCCCGCAGCACCCAGCAUCUUUGCAGAGGCCUGCAGCAACGAGACCUAUGUCGAGGUCUGGAACGACUUCAUGAACCGCUCUGGGGAGGAGCAGGAGCGGGUUCUCCGCUACCUGGAGAACGAGGGCAGGAGCAAGGCGCGGAGGAGGGGCCGCGGGGAAGACAGGCGGAGAGAGGACCCGGCCUACACGCCCCGCGAGUGCUUCCAGCGUAUCAGCCGGCGUCUACGAGCCGUUCUCAAGCGGAGCCGUAUUCCCAUGGAAAUGCUGGAGACCUGGGAGGAGCGGCUGCUGAGGUUCUUCUCUGUGUCCCCCCAGGCCGUGUACACGGCCAUGCUGGACAACAGGUGAUGACCUGGAGGGCAAGCGGCAGAUGAAGGUCAGCAAUCGGCACCUGGACUUCCUGCCGCCGGGGCUGCUCCUGUCUGCGUACCUGGAGCAGCGCAGCUGAUGGCGGCCCUGCCCCCGGCCCCGCCUCCCCAGUGCCAAGACCUCCCGUAACAUCACUGAAAUAUCUUUAUUAUUUUUGGAAUUUUCCCUUGGAAACGUGCUCUUCCCCUUGGGGUGGCUCCCGCACCGCACCCCUUCCCCGCCCAGCUUUCCGGGUUAAAGCUGGUGGCUGGGCUGCCCCGCGCGAGCACAAUUCACCCUACUCCCGCCCCGGGGCCUGGACUCGGGAGGAGAUGCCUGGCCUGGUCACUUCCCUGUCCCUUCCUGGGUCAGCGUUUUUGGCCCCGUGUGAAGCUUAAGCGAGGAGGGAGAGGCUGGGUUUUUAUCAUUUUUAAUGAAUUUGGCGUGAUUUGUUGUAGAUUUUUAAAUUUCCCUUUUGCGAAGAAAAACCAAAAACUUGCCCCAAGUGAUAAAUUGGGGGGCUUCAUUCCAGUCCCUGCUUGACCCUCUCCCAGUUUUUGGCUUGGGUGGAGGGUCUCUGGGGCCCUGCCCCUCGCCCUGGGAGCAUUACGUUUGGUGUGUGUGUGUGUGUGCGCGUGCGCGUGUGCAUGUGUGUGCCCCGCAGCCCAGGAUGGAAGCUGCGUCUUAAAAGCUGGUGUCACCCUCUUUUUGGAAUGUGUGUUGCCCUCGCCACUUGCCUUUGGUGGCUGUUAGGGCCCCGUCUGCUCUGCACACCCCCCUUCCUUCCUACUGAGGAUCUGGGACUUCCAGCCAGAAGCCUCCACUCUCAGACUGUCCUGUUCCUCCCUCCAUGUCCCCUUGCCCCUGCCCCCAGCCUGGCUCUGGGGUGUCCUCGUGCUGGUCACCCUGGCCUGGCACAGGAAGCAGGGCUGGAGACUGCACCCCUGCCCUGCACCCCCGUGUGUGUGGCUAGUCGUGCUUUGGGAAAGGUGGAGCGUUCAAUAAAUUUCUGGUGCUCUGGUCU
Molecule: messenger RNA, 5250 nt
Organism: Orcinus orca (killer whale)
Lineage: Eukaryota; Metazoa; Chordata; Mammalia; Artiodactyla; Delphinidae
Gene: R3HDM4
Product: R3H domain containing 4
Exons: 6
Coding region: 3456-4226 (256 amino acids)
Molecular function (GO): nucleic acid binding
Source: RefSeq, a predicted model, not a curated record